GUUAAAAACUGUGAGCCAAUCUACGUAAUAUGGUCUGUCAGGAACACGAAUACGAGUGAAGUGCUCCACUCAUCGAAAGGCUUGUGGAGAAUUGCAAAGAUGAAACACAGUGAUUGAGAAUGAUUAGCUACGUCCUCUAGUAUAUGUUUUGCUGCGAUUCGUCAUUUCACCACAAGCUCGGAAUAACUACGGAUGAUUGACGGCCAAUAUGAGUACCCAGAUUCUAAUUCAAUGCGAGGGACAAAAUACUGUGGGUUGUAAAAAGAAAAUUCCAGUUUGUUCUCACACCCUCAGGUGAUAUGAGGGAACACGAUGUGUUUGAAGUCAGCUAAUGGUUAGUCCAAUUAAAAUAUAAUGACUGAUAAACAUGAUGCUAACGUUCCAGUUUCUAGUACAUUCCGGUAACUACAGUGUUGGUAACGACAUAACUACAGUUUUCCAGCGUCAUGUUGGUGUUGGCGUGGGUGACUCAUGCGGUGGUCCUGUUCGUCGUGGUGGGGGUGAGCAGAGCGGGGACGGCGGGCCUGGGCGUGGGUCAGGUAGUGGAUGCAGGUGGCGGAUGGGAGGAGGAUGUUGCACAAGCGGCGAGUCAAGUGGUGCAGCGCUACCUGGCUGGGUGUCACUUGGUGCUGGCCGCCCCCCGACCCUCGCGUGCCCUGCCUCACCUCAUCAGGGGUCUGUCUGAGGUGGGCGAGCUGGCCGUGUUUCUGCAGCCUUGCGGGGACGUCACGCUGCUCCACGGAAGCUCCAAAGAAAAGGUCUUCCCGGGGAAUGACGGAGUGCCUUACUUUUGGCGCGAGGUGUGGGGGUCCAGCAAGGCCACGUGUCGCGCCUUCCUGCUUGACCUUACUACCUGUGGCACCGACACAGCCGCCAGAGCGAUGUCAUGGUCUGGGUUGUGGCUGCAGCCCAGGACUCGCGUGGUUGUGAUUGGCAGCGUGCAGGAUCUUCACGAGUUCUUCCAACACUCAGCUCUCCGCAACUCUCUUCACGUUCUCUACAUCACACGUCAUUUUUUCUCAUCACACGACGCAAGAACCAGUGAGCGGCGCUCCGUGGAGGUGUACAGUAGGUGCCUGUACUGCACGGCGCGGGAAGCCAGACCACGCUUACUUCUCCAGUGGGACCUGGAAGACGGCAUGUCUGCAGACUUCGAAAUGUUUAGUGAUGAUACAAGGGAUUUCAAGGGCUUAAAGAUGAACAUUGUUGCUCUGCCCUACUUUCCAUACAUAAGCUACAAGUAUGUUGAGAGUGAUUCUGGCCCUAUAAUACUCUACCUGGAGGACUCUCUCAACACUCGCAUGCUUAAUACUCUUGCUCAUCAUUUGAACUUUACGUACGAGCUGCGGUAUCCAUCCGACGGGAAAUUUGGAACUCCAGCGGGAGGCGGUAACUGGACAGGCAUCGUGGGCACUCUGCAAUACGAAAUGGCAGACUUCUCCAUGGACCUGACAGUGACGCCCGGGAGAGCGGAGGUGGUGGAAUAUUCAACGAUAUUCAUUGAUGAGCCCCUUGUUAUUCUGUCGUCCAAGCCAAAGCCUUUGCCUGAGUACCUAUCGGUGGUCAGACCCCUUGAAGGCGAGGUGUGGGGAGCAAUUGUGAUAUGCGUCAUGACUUGGGGCUCAGUGCUGUGGAUAAUGGAAAGACUGUCGCACUGGAUAAGCGGAAGGCGAUACCUCUCUUUCUCGUCGUCCAUGUUCUAUGGCUGGGGUCUACUGCUUGAGGAUCGACCCUUUGAACCUCCUUCCAGCACGUCCAGCCAGAUCCUUGUCGGCACGUGGUUACUCGUGUAUCUAAUAGUAUCGACAGGCUACAAAGGUUCUCUCAUCUCUCACCUGGUGGUGGAGAGCAAAUCAUCCGUCAUAAACAGCAUGGAGGAGCUGGCGGAGCGAGGACGGACUCAAGGCUGGGUCUGGGGCGUCCCGGGAAUUCCAAUGACCGGCGCAUAUAAAUCUUACUUUGUCUCCAGUCCCAGCACAGCAGUGCUUGAAGUAUACAAGCACAUCAAGAUCGUCGAAAAGGAAGAAGGAAUGGCACGAGUUUUGGACGGCGGUUUCUCAUACAUCGACAACUAUUAUUUCAUCAAAACACUGGUGUCCACGUACUACACGGACAGGACAGGCUACUCCCCCGUCCACAUCAGCACCACCCGCUACCCGCUGUUCGCCGGCAAUGGCUGGGCAUUCCGGAAAGGAGCAGCCUUCCUCUCACGCAUCAAUGACGGCAUCCAGCGGUUCCUGGACGCGGGGCUCAUCACGCUGUGGAUGGAUGAAGUGAUCCUUUCCAAAGUCAGAAGGGAACGUGAAGCGCUGACUGGGAAAGACGCUGAAUCCCAGCUCACUCUCAAAACAGCCAGCGACGGCACGGUGGUGCUCGGCCUGAAUCACCUGCAGGGCACUUUCUACACGCUCCUCCUUGGUCACACUCUGGCUUCCCUGCCCUUCUUCUGCGAGAUUGUACUGAGGCGCGCUGAUUGAGCAAAUUUUGACUAUUCAGAGUGAAUAUACGUGUUACGACAGCGAAUAAAUUGUUUCCUUCAUGUGUUUCCGCAAGAAUACCAACCAACCAGAAUGUGAAUGUUUUGUGCUCAGAAUGCAGAGUAACUUUAACACGACCACCUUCUUUCUAUAUACUAGCCUAUAUGAAAAUGAAUUAGAAAAAAUUUAAAUAUUGUUUUCAUAUGCAGACUUACGGUUAAACACUCACACACACACACACACACACACACACACACACACACACACACACACACACACACACACACACACAC
This is a messenger RNA of Portunus trituberculatus (swimming crab), 2770 nucleotides long. RefSeq names its product glutamate receptor 1-like. Gene Ontology annotation, molecular function: glutamate-gated receptor activity. The coding region runs from base 447 to 2477 and encodes 676 amino acids. Gene Ontology annotation, cellular component: membrane. Lineage: Eukaryota; Metazoa; Arthropoda; Malacostraca; Decapoda; Portunidae. The record is from RefSeq and is a predicted model, not a curated record. The transcript has 11 exons.